Messenger RNA from Stylophora pistillata, 1866 nucleotides. RefSeq lists its product as uncharacterized. The record is from RefSeq and is a predicted model, not a curated record. Lineage: Eukaryota; Metazoa; Cnidaria; Anthozoa; Scleractinia; Pocilloporidae.
UUGUUUUUCCGGUUCGGCAGCCUGAAGCGAUAUUCAACCGUGAAAUUUGGGCUUUAAAUAUGGAAACGGCACAGCUGUAUCGAGUCAAGUCGGUGCGACGCUGCAUGUAAGUAGCUUUGCUUGUGAGAGAAUCUCAGAUAAAAUUUCUCCACGAAUCCAGGCGCAAUCACUGAAUGAAGAAAUUUAGCAAUUCGGUGUAUUUAUCUAAGAAAAACUUCGUACGUAACUUCGAUAUAGUUCUACAAAUUUAAAACCUUCAUGUUGAAAAUACUGCAUGUUCAAAACUGGAAUUUUCCUUAGCACAAAGUAGAGGAGAAACCACGGCGGAAAGCCCUAAGGAUCAGCUAUGGCCGGUUACUUUCAUGUAUGGAUUCGACUUCACAAGCCACCAUGCAAAAACAGAUUGUCACAAACAGUCUUUGGACUGCCCAGAAUUACUGUCGUUGUGUUUUCAAUCGUCACUUUUUGGGGGUUUCUGGGAGUUUCCGAAAGUCGAGAAUGCGAGAGCUAUCGAGAUUGCCUCGGGGACUACCUCUACUGUUGUAGCGGUUACUGUCGGCGAUCCUGCAACAUAUCAUGUUCCCGUAAUGAACACUGUGGCUCGCCAGGGAGCCUCGAAGAAUACUGCUGUAAAGGAAAGUGUAUAUCCACUUCGUUGCCUUGUGAAAAACCUCCAAAAGAGAAAGAGAAUGCCCUUAGCGUUCCACUUAUCGCUUUGGUUGUAAUAUUUAGUGACAUUCUACGAAUGGCUGUUGCUUGCCUAAUCAGAUCACACUGGAAUAAAUUGCGCCGGCUCUGUUUCGACGAACGCGCGCGUCAAAUGGAGAAAAGAGAGGGGUCCUCCAAAGUCCGCGGCGCAGGGUUCGUUUCUCUUGAAGGGUCUUUUGAAGCUGAAAGUGACUUAACUUGCACCGAAAGAAUUUCUCUACAAUCUUCUGGCACUUGGGUUGGUCAAGACUUUAGGAUCGCUCAACCAAAAUCGUCGAAAAACAAACUUAGUGGUCGCGUGUAAAGAAAGGAGUAAUAUCGAACAAUUGUUGCUUUUUUAUCAGAAGUUUUAAUGUGACGGUGACAUUUACAGCACGUGUGAUAUAGCACGAACAUCGUCGUUGAAACUGAAAACUGAUAGAACGCCUUGAAGUAGUUUGACUGCUGGCAAUUUUGCGGAACAUGAAAGUUUGCGAAACAGCGAUAAUAACGGUUGCGGUUCUGUAUCUCAAAUAGACUUCUCGUUUUAGUACAGGGGAGCAAAAGCACUAGCAUGGUCAAUUUGGUACAAAGAUAAAUAGAUAGAAUCAUUUAUUUUAGCUUGCGCCAAGGCUAGAUGUCUAGCUUCCCUUUUUCCUUUUGAAGUAAAGCUCGGAGUUUCUUGUUUUUCCUAAGCAGUGGCCAUGUAAUUCGACUGCUCUUGAAAUUUCAGGAGAAGUCUAUAGAGUCUUAACAGACUAGCGAAUUACACUAAAAGUACAAAAUAUGUCUAAAAGCCAAAAUUGAUUAAAGUGAAGCUAUAGAUGGUACUGCAAGUCAGUUGAAAUACCAGUUGACAACAUCUCAUGAUAAAGAAACCCCCUACAACGGAGAAGUGCGUCUUGCGGAAUUUUAUAUUCGGUUUAAUAUGUCUAAGUCGAGUACUAUUUUGUCUUAAUAUACCGCUCUAGAUAGAUUUCACGGGUUUUUCAAGAAACCUUAAGCUAGACCAUCGCACGCGGAAUAUAGUACUGAUUAUCACCGAUAUUUUCCCAACAUUUCUAUAAAAGAGGGGAAAGGAACAAAAAAAAAAAAAAAGGCUAGCAGAGAGGGGCAUGCAUUUAUUCUUUAUUUACGAUUUUUAGAAAGGCUGGCCCGGAUCAGUUCAAAGCUAGUUUA